Molecule: messenger RNA, 776 nt
Organism: Malus domestica (apple)
Lineage: Eukaryota; Viridiplantae; Streptophyta; Magnoliopsida; Rosales; Rosaceae
Source: RefSeq, a predicted model, not a curated record
ACGCUGAUCGACCAACGUUAUUCAAUACAAAUAUCAGACAAACAAGGCCCUCGAUAAGUCUAUAAACCAUCUCUUUGCUCCCUAGUCUCCGAACAAGAAGGUAGUGAAAAACCAGACCAAAAAGCGGAUCUCUUCUCUUCCUUCAAAUUCCAGGUUUCAAGAACUAAACUAGAAGAACAAUUGCAAGAUUUGAUCCAUCAUGGAGUCCAAGCAAGAUGAAGUUGUACAUGAUAAGAACGAAACCAAGACAAGGAAUGAAGUAGCUGAUUCCAAUCUAUCAAAGGCUGAUGGAAGAUAUGUUUUGGAACCCUUCGCUAGUUCACUAGACAAUAGAGUACAGCCUAACUUGAUUGAUUUGGGAGGUGGAAUUAAUCUCACACAUGACGCACCUUCUGUUUAUAAGGAUGCAACUGCUGAAGUGAAUAUGGAGGCAUCGAUAACAUCUGAUGAUGUUAUGCGGGCUGGAGGCUUUGGUGCUAGAGAUGAUAUUAGUAGUUUUCUUCCCGUUGCAAGUGAUUCUACUGACUUUGAAGCCACAAUACGUGAUGCUCGAGGUUAUGAAGAACCACAGGGAAAUAUCUGUAGGCCAGGUCUUGGCUGGAAAGAAGCUAAAGAAACAGAAUAACCGUGUUGUUGCUACUGCUUGCCUACGCGCAUGUAAGUUUGUUGCACUUUACAUUUUGGUACUUUUUUCUUGAACUACUGAAGGACUAAUAUCUUGCUGAACAUGUUACAUAAAUUUCAGUGUAUUUAAGUUCGAGAUUUUUAUCCUUUUA